AUGGCCGGAUGCGCCAGAGGAAGCUUCUUUGUCCAAAAGUUGCGUGGUUGGGAUGGUGUGCCUAGGGAAGGUGAUUCACAAAAGCCGAAGUUGGCAAAAGCACCAGCAUCAGAAGCCUUGCAGGCCAGCACAAGCCCGCAGAGGGGACCUGACCGUUGCAGUCUUGCCCAACGGCUGGCAGCAGGAAGGACGUUGGAGCUGCUGACAACACUGAUGGUAGUGCAUUUCCUGAAGAUCUGUGCUGCCAAAGUCACACAGUUGCAGCCCAGAGGAGGUCUCUUUGCUUUCCGGGACGAUCAGCCGGUGUUCAUUCUGAGUGUAUGGACAAGCAGAAAAAUUACUUUGGCUGAUGUGGUUCCAUUGAAGCAGGCAACUUUUCAAGGACGAACCGUCCUCAAAGCCAAAUACACAGAGACCCGCACAUGCAGAUGGAGUGAGCUCAAAGAUGUUGGCUUACAUUUCCAGGUUGCCAACUGUGCGAAUGAUCGCCGUGGAGCGAGCUUGCUGUUCCAGAAGCAACCGGGGGAAACACAAGGAGAUCAAGGCAGAGCUUUGCGCGAGAAUGCAGCUUUGGCAGCUCUCUGGCAGGCUGGCAAUGCAGAGCUAGGUUUGGCCACUUCAUGCACAGUUGAUCACUCGGUGCGAUCCGUUCUGCCACGUUUGCAGGCGCACCUGGCCGAACGAGCUGCUUCAGGUAUUACCCAUCACGCGGCCCCACGCGCAGAUGAGAGCCGUUCCUUUUGGAUUCUGGACCUGCCAUUGCCAGUGCAAGUGGAUGGUCGCCGCCAUCGCUGCCAUACGUGCGCGCACUUGCGCAUCUUCGACAACUGCACCGUGGAGACACAUGAUGUUGUUGCAGCCUAUCCUGACCUGCGGGCUUUGGUGGAGCAAAUCUGUGGCAAUGCUCUUUCCCUCAAUGUAGCUGGGCGCAUGAAAGAAUUUUGCAGUGCAGUGCCCAAAUCUGUAUCCAUCCGCUCCAUUCUCAUGGCAGCAUUGGAAGAUUACACCAAGGCAGCUUCACGCGAGAUGCAGCGGCUCAUCAAUGUGUACAGUGGUUCAGCGAUCAGAGGAGAUGGAAACCAGGAUGUAGCAAAAAGGAUUACAAUGUAUGAUGAAGCAAGUCAGAAAACACACCCAUAUACGGUGCUCCUAGCUUGGGUCACGGUAGACGGGGCCUUGUUUCAGCCUGUAACAGCAGCUGAAACAGAAGACUGGGUCGACUUGCAACCUGAUCUGGAUGCUGUGGUAACCAACCUGAAACAGGACAGGCUGGCAUCAGGCCUGUCCUUAGCUGAGGCAGCCCCAGUAAGUGCAGCGAGUCCAGAUGCCCCAUGCCUCAUUGCUGAUCACAAAGACAUCCUGCAGCGGUUGUCCUUGAAACCAAGGGUGGCAGAAGAUGUUCCACCUGUGCUCUCUGAGCCAGGUCUUUUCCUUGAGCUUGAAGAGGAGGGUGUGACCUUAGCUGCAGCCUUUGGCUUCACAGAGAAUGUAUGCUUUGAAUGUGCUGACACCUGGUUGCAGCUGGAUGCUCUGGAAUUUGACCCUCCAAGGCGGUCUGGAGAUGGCAGCGGCCGGGCAGAUGUGCCGCGGAUUCGCUUGCUCUACAAGCCUGAUUUACACGGAGAUGAUGGGCUCGUUAUAGUUUCCUCUGACGAGGAGGAUGUCAUCUCCCCGCAGCAUGCUCCACCAGACGUGCAUUAG
Cladocopium goreaui is the source of this 1701-nucleotide messenger RNA. NCBI's taxonomy places the organism in Eukaryota, Dinophyceae, Suessiales, Symbiodiniaceae. The record is from the annotation of a GenBank genome assembly.